Botrytis sinoallii is the source of this 1110-nucleotide messenger RNA. RefSeq lists its product as uncharacterized. The transcript has 2 exons. The record is from RefSeq and is a predicted model, not a curated record. The coding region runs from base 1 to 1110 and encodes 369 amino acids. Lineage: Eukaryota; Fungi; Ascomycota; Leotiomycetes; Helotiales; Sclerotiniaceae. Gene Ontology annotation, molecular function: protein binding.
AUGUCCUCCUGUCAACGUAGUACUAGAAGAAAAAUUGCCAAUGGCGCAAACCCUUCACCCAUAUCAAAACAGGCCAAACACUUUUCAAAAUUUCUUGGCGAUGAACUCAUCACCUUCCGAGUAGGUGAUAAACUUAAGCCUAUUCAAGUGCACAAAAAUGUCAUUUGCGAAAAGCUGGAAGUUUUCGACGCCAUGCUUCGGGGUAACUUUAGUGAGGCAACCUCCAAGGUUAUAGACUUACCGGAGGAUAACUUCAACGCAUUCGAGUUAUUGGUCGAAUGGUGUUAUACAAAUCGAAUCAAUAUGGCAGAUGAAAACACUUCCUAUUCGUCCGUUAAUACUAGGGUGGAGCUGUAUUGUUUGGCUCAUAAGUAUUGUGCUUUGGUUCUACAAGACUUUGUUACGAACUACCUUAUUACAUGGUUCAGAAUCAAGGACGGACAUGUCAGACUUGUACAGCCCCAAUGGAUUGCACGUAUCGAGGAAACAUUCUCAGCUUCAUAUGAUGAAUUAGGAGGUAUAGAAGAGCUUCCAGGACCUUUGCGUUACUUCAUCCGGUUUUUGAACUCGAUGGUAGUGCUCGCAUCUCAAUCCAAACCCUCGAAGCUGGCAAAGUUGUAUCUCGAACCUUUUCCUCCGGACCAACUGGAACAUUGGGGAAGCUUAUUUCCUGGAGUUCCAGUUGCCAACAAUUAUAAAAUCAACCCAUUGAUUUCGGAACCACAAAUUAUCGAGAAUUGGAACAGUUCAUCAACAACCUGCUGCGAGUAUCAUAACCAUAUAUCUUCGAAAAUCCUUGAAUGUCCAGUUUUCAAGGAGAUCAGAGGAACAGCUAAAUACUCACCUGAUGCUUUUGUAGUCGUCGCAAACUACAAACGAUUAUUAGGAAGCAUGAGAGUAUUGGAGCGCAUUAAGAACAAUCGGAAGGUUACCACAGAACUGCUGCGUCUAACAGAUGAAAUUAAUAUGAAAGGCACGCCUUUUAAUACAGCUCAGGCAAGUGCUGGUAUGCUUGAACUAUUUUAUUUGGGUGUAUUUGCAUUCGAAGAUGACCAAGACGAGUCCCGUACCAUAGAAUUUAAAGAGGGCAUGGGCAUUCAACAACUAUGA